GUUCUGCCUUAUCCUUCAAUUCAAGUUCCCCUCUUUUUAUCUUUUCCACCAUUUUAGCGACUUGAUAAUUUUCUUUAACAUUUCUCUAUUUCCGAUUUCCGUAUCUCUUUCUUCUAAUCAAAGUGAGACAACACAACUACAGGUAGCCGGUCUAUGGUUUCCACAGUCUUCCCCACAGAGCUCGAAUUUUUAAUGGUCUCUUUUUCCCCCUCUUUUUGCUUGUUGAAUUGAAGGGCAUUCUUUAAUCGCCUCCUUUUUCCUCUUUCAUUUCAAUUGAUUAGAUUGAAUUUAAGUAUUUUAUUACUUCAAUUCAAACCGUUAACCUCGAUUCUGUAACUUUGUUUCUAUCUUCUUUAGGCUAUGUUGAGCAAGUUCAACUUAAUUCCAAUUCUCUUUCAAAACCCCUUCUGGGAAUUCGAAAUCGUGAACUGGGCUGGCAUGGAAAUCGAAAUUCAAUGAAACUUUCUGGAAUUUUAGCGAUGUUUUUGUAGUUUUGAUGGAGACCCAACAUGGGUUUUCGAUAUUGAGGUUUGAAGUUCUUUUCUAGUGGGUGGAUUAUCAUUGUUGUUCCAGGUGGUGAGUUUCUUAGCUUUCUAUUGAUGUGUUUUUUUAAGCAAGGAUUUUGAUGCUUGGUGUUCUGUUUGCAAGGAUUGGGGAUUGUUAAUGUAUAGCUUCUGGUUUUUUAAUUUGGGGGGUUCUUAUUUUGUGAAUUGGAGAGGUUAGGAUAUAGAAUGGAUGAAGCUCAGGGAGGCGGCUUGACUUCACUGCCUCCAUUUUUAGUCAAAACGUAUGAUAUGGUUGAUGACCCUUCAACCAAUUCGAUUGUUUCAUGGAGUUCUAGUGAUAAAAGCUUUGUUGUUUGGAAUCCACUGGAGUUCUCAUCAGUUUUGUUGCCUAAAUUCUUUAAGCAUAGCAACUUCUCAAGCUUCAUCAGGCAGCUCAAUACUUAUGGGUUCAGAAAGGUGGACCCUGAACAAUGGGAAUUUGCCAAUGAGGAUUUUGUUAGAGGUAAGCCACAUCUGAUGAAGAACAUCCACAGGAGAAAACCAAUCCAUAGUCAUUCUUUACAGAACCUUCAUGGUCAAGGAAUAUCUCCUCUAACUGAAGUGGAAAGAAACAGUUUUAAGGAUAACAUCGAAAGGCUGAAACUGGAUAAAGAACAGCUUCUACUUGAGUUGCAAAAAUACGAACAAGAAUAUCAAGGAGUUGGAUUGCAAAUGCAAAAUUUGAAAGACCGAUUUCAACGUGUUCAACAGGAGAUGCAAUUAUUUAUUGGUUUGAUGGCUCGCCUUUUACAGAAACCAGGACUUCGCUUGGAUCUCCUUCCACAAUUGGAAACUCCUGAGAGAAAGAGGAGAUUACCUAGAGCUUCUUACAACAUUAGUGAAGACAGCCUUGAGGACGAUCAGUUAGGGACAACUCAAGCCAUUGGUAGAGAAGAUUUGAGUUGUAGUUUUGAUCCAAUUUUGGAAAAAGAGCAGUUAGAACUUCUUGAGACAUCUCUGACCUUUUGGGAAGGAAUUAUCCAUAGUUAUGAUCAAACAGUUAUUCCACUUGAUUCAAGCUCAAACCUAAACCUGGAGUUGGUUGGAUCUGUGAGUCAUGCCAGUAGCCCUGCUAUAUCUUGCAGACUGGUUAGGGAGGAAUUUCGGUGUAAAUCACCUGGAAUCGACAUGAAUUUGGAGCCCAUGGCUACUGUUGCUCCUGACUCUGUGGCUUCAAAAGAUCAAGCAGCUGGAGUAAAUGCUCCAUUACCAACUGGAUUCAAUGAUGUUUUCUGGCAGCAAUUCUUGACAGAGAAUCCUGGUGCAUCUGAUCCACAAGAAGUUCAAUCAGCUAGAAAAGAUUCGGAUGUCAUAAACGAAGAAAACAAACAGAGUGAUCACGAAAAUUUUUGGUGGAACACGAGGAGUGUAAAUAAUAUUGUAGAACAGAUAGGGCACCUUAAACCAGCUGAGAAAUUUUGAUACUAGGUUGACUGUUUUUCUGAAUUACAGAUUCCCCUUAGCUCACAUGCUGCAAAAUGUGGAAAGGAAAUUGCUUUGGUCCUUGAGGAUUUACACGAAGGAUUUGAAUUCAAUUUGUAAGGUCUUCACUUCAUGUUUUGCUUGUUUUUAAUUGAAGUGUUUAAGUGUAUCAAAGUCUUAUAUGAUGUUACAUCUUGAAUUUAUCUGAGGGGUAUAUGAUAUGUUCAUGGCUGUUAGUAUCGCUUUCUGCUUCUCUCAGAGGGGCGAUUUCAAACUACAACAAGUUCAUGAAGACGAAGGACAACCUUUCUGCAACUUCCACUCUGAGUAAUUGACAUGGAAUCUCCUAAAAGAAACAUCAAGAUCUCAACUUGUGAUUGCUACUUGUCUUUGGAUGUUGGCUUACAAGAUUGAAUUGUUUAUCCAAACACUAUGCGACUUUGCAAUUUAAGACUCUUCAUCAUAUCUUCUAGAGUUGAGAUUGGGUUGGUAUUGGUUUCUUCAAGGUGUUUGGCUAUAGGUUUGUGACCACUUACAGGUCAAGGAGUCGACUAAGGAGCUCCUCUUCCAUCUGCAUUUCCAUGAGAAAAGAUUGUUUCUUAGGCGGGAUGGAGUUUGUGCUAUUCUUUGGGGUAGGUGGGGCAAGACCCGAAAACUCGAGAGUAAAAUCUUUAUGGGAGAGAGGCCACGCAAUGAUGUUCAACCUUGUUAGGUCCUCUGGUUCUCCAUGCCUUUCUAUGAUUAUUUGCUAGUAGCUCCCUUUUUGUGGGAUUCUCAAGCAUUGCUUUAUUUAUUUAUUUUUCUUCAUGAGAUCUUGGAUUUCAAUGAUAAAAAAGUGUGUAUUCAGAAAGAAGACUAGUAGUUAUGGUAAUCAAAGCCACAGUGAUGUUGGGAAGUUGUGAAGGUUCAAUUUACUCUGACAAUGUUUGAAUUCUCUGAAGUCAUUAUGUUUCUUUCUA
Cucumis melo (muskmelon) is the source of this 2926-nucleotide messenger RNA. Its product is annotated as heat stress transcription factor A-4c. The record is from RefSeq and is a predicted model, not a curated record. The coding region runs from base 732 to 1967 and encodes 411 amino acids. Lineage: Eukaryota; Viridiplantae; Streptophyta; Magnoliopsida; Cucurbitales; Cucurbitaceae. Gene Ontology annotation, cellular component: nucleus. The transcript is spliced from 3 exons. Gene Ontology annotation, molecular function: DNA-binding transcription factor activity; RNA polymerase II cis-regulatory region sequence-specific DNA binding. Gene Ontology annotation, biological process: regulation of transcription by RNA polymerase II.